Messenger RNA from Anarrhichthys ocellatus (wolf-eel), 6232 nucleotides. It is a transcript of the gene ccdc71, whose product is annotated as coiled-coil domain containing 71. NCBI's taxonomy places the organism in Eukaryota, Metazoa, Chordata, Actinopteri, Perciformes, Anarhichadidae. The transcript is spliced from 5 exons. The record is from RefSeq and is a predicted model, not a curated record. Bases 153 to 1226 code for a protein of 357 amino acids.
CCGCCCUCCUCUCCUCUCUCCCCGGCUGCCUCCGCCUCUCUCUCCCUGGUCUGUCAUCCACACCGCUGUUGUUGCAGCCAUUUUACCGUGUGGAGCGUCGGCGCAGCGGUGGAGGAUGCCGAAACAGCGCCGUUAAAAGCAGAACUAGAAACAUGGCUGAGGCGGCGCGAGGUCCAGUGGUUUGCCGACCUUUGGCAUUUGCCAAUGAAGACCGGGCAGUUCACUCCUGGUCUCGGAUCUCGUCGGCGGGGCAGAACGUCCUCCUGGAUGCUCUGAAGAUCCUCAGCCCGAUGUCCCGCGACCUCUCGAGCAGUGAAGAGCUGGUCACCUUCCUGAAGGAGCUGGGAGAGGAGGGCCACACGCCCACCGUGCUGCGCAGCAAAGAUGUGUACGGCUACCGCUCCUGCACGAACCAACCGCUGACCACUGACAUGCUGAAGCCACAGAGCAGGAACGUCAGACCCACCGCCAAGAGGAGGGGAAGGAAGCCCCCGGUCAAGAAGAGAGAGGUGCACCCGUCCUGGAACGCCUCUGAGAAGAGUAACCCCAAGAUUCAAGGGAUCCGCCCUCCGGAGCUGCUGGUGGACCGUCGGGCCAUCAUCUGCAGCAGGACACCCAGUCGGACUGUAGAGAUGUCGCAGGCGCUGGAAGUGCGGCCGUGCCUCAGACUGACUAACAUUGAGGGCCUAUCUGGCUUCCAUACGGCCAGACUCCAGAUCCACACUUCCUGGGACUCAUCCUCUGAGGCACCCUCUGUUGCCUUUUCACAGCAACAACACCCUCCAACGCUUUCAGGAAUACCUUUGCAGCCUUCUCACAAUGGUGGUGGGGCGCCCACCAAAGCUGUGGCCUUGUACAGCCAGAAGAGCCUCUCCUGCCCCAUUCGAUUGGACGGCGCCCUCAUCGGAGAUUCUGCACCGGUCUUCUACGCAAAUGGACGGGCGUUCCCAGAGACUUGCACAGAGCUCACCAGCAAUGGCUGGAGGAGCAACGGCGUCCACCGAGAUGGUCGGGGCCCCAAGGAACUAAACAUCCCCACCCGGCAGAGAAACGGCUGGAAGGACAAAAACAGUCAUAGGUGGAAAGUUGUAAAAGUGGAUGACUCUCGCUCUGUGGCCGAGGCUCGCAGAAAAGCGCAAAAGAUCCUACAGGCCAACCUGUCUCCAGUGAUUCAGAUUCACCCUCUCAAUUAUGUGCUGAGAAACUUCAGAUACCAGAAUAAGUGACAAUACACCCCACAACCAUUGUUUCAUUGAGCAGAUGUUAGUGUUUUACAUCCAUUAGACUGUUCCUGGCUGAGCCCCAGUGUUCAUAGCAGACGUCUUACAUGGUUUUUGUGAUCUCUGCUGUGUGUUGGCGGUAGAGAAGUCAGAGUCUGUCUGUGGAAGUUCUGGUUCCUGACAGGGGCACUCGGGAUUGAAAAGCAUUUGAAGUCAGGUGAAGCUUUUCUCAGCAGGCUGGGAAAAGACUAUCGGCCGAAUGCUGGUACAUUUUCACGGUCUACUUUAGUUUACACUAUACAAUACUUCAACCAACCAUCAUUCUGCUUUGAGUUGCCAGCCUGCUAGCCGAUGUUGUGGAUGUAGUUUAGGACGCAGCAUCCGCUGUGACUGUUGGGUUAAAGGUGAAUUUCCUGCCCUUCAACAAGGCACUGGGUGCUCACAGUUGUUUAAAAGAGUAUUUAUAACUCAUUUGAAGUAUCCCGCUGUUUUGUUGAAAAGUAUCUUUUACUUGUAGGGCUUACAAACAGUGCUGUCAGUCUGCAGCGCCCCAUUUUCCACUGGGAAGAAGGAGAAAAUCCCAUUGCACAGAUGAAGUGGUGGAUGAGCAAGGCAGGUGUCCAAAGCCUUCAGACGAGCGGACGUGGUGGUUGGUUGGUCCCAGCAAAACAAAUGAACUAAACAAAAGGAGGGAUAAAAGAGUGUUUAGUUUGUCUUCCUUUUUUUGUAUUUUUGUUGUGUUUCCACUGGAAAUUGGGAAGGCUCUCAGAGCGAGUGCAGCAGGGAAUCAAACCCGUGGCCCAUACAGAGAUAGAUUAAUAUCUGGAUGAUUUGUUUGUCCUUCACAAAGUGUUCCUUUGGUUUAGUUUAUCCACACAAGGAAACAAAAGACUUAUGGAGUAUUUUCAACUGUUGGGGGAUUUGAUGUCUCACAGUAACAUGAACAUGAAUCAAUGAACUGCAGGGUAGGGGACUUGGAGGAAUUCAUCUUUAAUUAUUAAUUCUGGGAAAACAUUGAGAAUUAUGAGAUAACAGAAUUCUGUUUUCAGGCUUAAAAUUUCUCAUUAUCAAACUCAAUCUCUGAAUCCUUUCUUUACAAACUUCCGACUAAUUUCAGUAUUUACUUUCCAAAUUACGGCUUUUCCCCUUAAAAUUCCUCCAUUCAAUGACGUGGCCCUGGUCCACCACCAUAAGUUUAAGGAGUUUUACACCAGAUACAAAAACAACCCUCAGCUGUCGGUCUAGCGCUGCUCAAGAUUUACUUUAGUCCAAUACAUUUCUGUCCUUCACAAGCAACCAACUGCCAUUUGGAGACUUGAUGUAAGGCAUUUGUUUGGCUGAUUUAAAUAUUUGUGGUGAAAUUUGUUAACUUGAGCAGCAGGACUGUUUUGUUUCCUGAAACUGCAGCAUCAGAAAGUUUAAUCUCCCAUCAGAACUCGUCUGUGCCCUGUUGAGUCUUUGGCAGGAAUUGCACUUUGAGAGUGCGACAGUGCGUCAUUGUCGCCCGUUUCCUGAACGUACGUCAUUAAUAUUAUUUUCCUGCAUCACGUAGAAAAUAUGUGAAAUAACAUCAAAAAUUUGGUUUGACUUUGAGACCACACUGGUUUUUGUAACAGGUGCUAACUUUGCAACGUUGGUGCUGAAUUAAAUGACAAGAAUGUCGUAAUUUUUCUGUUUUUCUAGUUCAGAUUAGAGCAUUGAGGAGCCGGGACUUCAACUGAGUUAUUUUCUGUGGGACUGAUAGCACUGUUGCCCUUUGCAGGUUGGGAUGAGCAUGCUAAACUGCCGUGUUCUUUCCAAAGAAUUUCUACUGUGAGGAGCCACCUGAAUCCAUUUUCAUGCUAUCAUCUGUGAGGAACUCCUGUGAUUUCCCCGAAAAGUUUUGUUUGCGAUGUUUGACCACAUUGCACGAGACAAACGUUUGGUUUGACCACAGAAAUCACUUAGUCCACGUACUAGCUUGUGAUGGAGCGUUUACUGAUCUCAAGACCAUUCAAUGUGAAUGAAAGCUCUGGAAAAAGCCAGUAAGGCGACCUUUUAAGUUGUUUUUUGUUGUCCGAUUUCAUUUCUAUUCUUUUUCCAAGAAAAAGAAAAAAACAAGUAUCAAGCAUAUUGAAUACUUCAACCACCAAAUAUUUCAGUCAAAUGUAAAACAGAAAUAAAAUGACCAUCGGAUCAGUAAAAUGACGACCCUUGUUUCAAAAACUACAAAAAAAGAGAUAAAAAAAAUAAAACAGAAUUCUCUGUCAUGUUUAAAUGCUGUUGAAGCUGGUACGGACCACUUGGUAGAAACAACUAACCAAAUUUAAGGUGGAAAUCUGUGCUUUCUGGUUCAAAGUCCAUGCAUUAGUCGGGAAUAAGCAAUCUGUUCCCCUGUUUCAACUGAGGCCACAUCAAUGUUUGUUUGGCUUUACAGAUUUCUCUGUAAAUUCUCUGUUCCUGUGAAUUUUACGUUCUGGAAGAGACUUUGUUUCCUUGCGCCCCCCCCCCCCCCGCGGUCUGUCUGUACGCUGCCUUUUCUAGAUCUUCUAUCUGUUAGUCUUGUUUGUGCCACACUUGUAAAAUAUUGUAUUUCCUACAUGAUCUUUGAAAACUCUUUUUGUUCAAUAAAACUGAUCUGAAAAUAGUUGUUCUCUAAUUUUGAGAAAGUUCAGUUUCAUUACAUUGUUUGAUCAUAUUGGUAAUGUUCUUAGACCCCUGAAUCACGAAGCAAAAAGUCAUGUGUUAUUGAGAAGUAUUUAUAUAUAAAUUACACAAGUUUCUUUGCCAAUUCCAACUUCUUUCUAAGAACUAUAAUUAACAGAAUGCACAAACAGUUUUGUGACUUUCGUUUAAUGGAAAAUUGAAUUGUACGUUGCCUCUCGAAUAGAUCAAAGACCGACUGACAAAAGAUUUGAAAACCGUGGGUCCAAAUCAACAAGAUUAAAUGCUACACGCAAUCUGUCGCAGUACCACAAUAUUUGCUGCAGUACUAUGUGUAUGCCUGACGAGUAAAUUUGACGCUUCCCCAUAACGCUCUGUUCCAUUUGAACUGGGAGGUCGGGAUUUCAACUGGAACGCCAUCUUAGCUCGGAUUUCCGACUGGGAAAGGUGGACGAACCCCGACCUCAAAAUCCAAGAUGGCUACUACACGCAUCAACAGUAAAAAAGCUGUAGUAAUAUGUCUAUUAGCACUUCUUUCAUAUUUGUGUCUCGUUAAAUACUAGCAUAAAGCGUUAUCAAUUGUUAUUGCUAACAAUGACCCCCAAUAAGUUGUCCAACUUGUUGUUCUGGAACACAAUCAACUCGGGUGUGAUUUCAUUACCAGUGCCGACUUCCGAUUCUAACCGAAAGGAAGCACUCGAAACAUCUUUAACCUAAAACAGAUGACGUCACACAUUAUAAUUGGCUGUAUGUGGGAGAGACUAAACUGAGUCGCUUGGCCCAUACUCUGCGUGUGAUUGGCUAGCCCCUUCCAGGCUGUUGCUACAUGCUAACUUUAGCCUAGCUAUGACAGGCACUACGAACUAGACAGACGGAGGAAGAGAGCUUUUGUUCCUGUUGUCCGAAUGUAGGCCACCCGGUCCGAGCAAUGGGACGUUCUGAGAAUUUUUGAGGCGAGAAAUCAACUGUGUAGAUAACGAAUAUAUUGGCAGUUUUACCAACAUUUUGUGAAUGGUUAUGGAUGCAUCUCUACUGACCUAUUGUUGAUUCCCGUAAAGGGAUUAAACUCAUGGAUAUUAAAACAAAUGUGGAAAUUUGGUUUUGAAUGUCCACUUAUCUGGCUGCUGAUUUAUAUUGUUUAUAUAUUUAUUUACCUUUUAUACACUUACUGUUAAUACCUGUUGACAUGUGCAUAGGCCAUAUAUUGUUAGGCUACAUCUCACUAUGCAUAUACUACAUUCCGGUUUCCUGUUUUUUCACUUUGCAAUCAAUGUACACCUGUCUACCACAAAUAUAUGUUAUUUUGUAUUUUUGUUUUAUUUUAUUAAAUAAAUUAUUAAAUAAUUGAAAUGAAUGUUUGUUUGAGCAUUAUUGGAGUGAGACCCAAGAUUUGUCAAUUCCGCAACAUUACAGUUGGUGGCGAUAUUGCUCCGCCCGUCUGCAAUCCGCCAUUAAAAUAAGAAGUAGAAGAAGAAUUGUCAACGCGGAAGUGAAGCCAGGUGAAGUUAAUUAAAAACAUUACCGUGAUCGCUAUAAUGCCGCUUUGUUAAAACAAUUAAAACCAAACAACUGAGACCUAAAAGUUAAGCUAAUGUUUCAGUAAACAAGUUUGUGUGUAAGUCUACUUUAGCUAGCAGGAAGCUAGUUAGCAUCAGGGAUGAAUGGAGGAGAUGGUUGAUGAAAACAAUAUAAUAAACAAGUGCACCUGACAUGUUUACAGGCUGCAUAUUAACCACUUUCCCUCCAUGAAGGAAGAGAAGAAAGACCAUCUUCAUACCUAGUGGAAGCGAAAGGCGUCCGUCUUGUGUUUGAAGACGUAGUAGCCGAGUGCAGCCAACACACACGCCAGCAACAACGACACCAAGAUAGCCGACACUGUGCCGCCUGAGUGGGCGUGGCCUCGGGAAGCAUGAUGGGAGAUCUGGAGACGACAGGAAGAAGAACCUGUUUACAGGAUGUGGAGGAAAGCAAGAUGGCCGCCAACAUUUCUCAUGUAAAAUUACGUCAUCAAAGCCUGAAUGUUUCCAGCGGUAAAUGGGAAGCCAAUGUGCUUAAUUCGUGUUUACAGCACCUUUUAAAAGGAAAAUGAUAUUCAGCGCCACUAUCAGACUCAUCAUGGCGAAAAGAUACAAGAAUUUGCAAGGACAACUGAGACCAGAGAAGUUAAUUCAUUGUUGGCAGGUUCGUCAAAAACAGCAGUUAGUUUUUAGUCGUAGCCAAGAGAUCAGCGAGACAUCUCAAGCUGUUCGUCUGUUUAGUAAAUUAAUUGUUAUUUAACUGUGAAUGUUUUCAGAAUGUACUUAAUUGGAGAUGUAAUUUAUAGGUCAGUGUGCAAUGGUUUAGCUCACUCGAGGGCUGUAUGUGGCCCA